This is a messenger RNA of Daucus carota subsp. sativus, 2354 nucleotides long. RefSeq names its product protein SEEDLING PLASTID DEVELOPMENT 1. The transcript has 9 exons. The record is from RefSeq and is a predicted model, not a curated record. Bases 88 to 2163 code for a protein of 691 amino acids. Gene Ontology annotation, molecular function: ATP hydrolysis activity. NCBI's taxonomy places the organism in Eukaryota, Viridiplantae, Streptophyta, Magnoliopsida, Apiales, Apiaceae.
UUGGGACAAAUUUUUUUCCCAAAAUGGACUUAUAAAUUGAGACGGAGGGAGUAACAACCCAACACUAUUAUCAAAAAACAAUCAACAAUGUCAGCUCUGAAUUCACAUUUUGUGCUCAUUGAUGUCCACAAUUCAUGGCACUCAGCAACCCAUAUCCCAUCUGCAACUCUGGCUUACCUCAAUGCUGUGUCUAAAUUCUCGACUUUCUCUGCGGCAAAUCGUCGAACAGGUGGUAGUCAUGUGAAGGUUUCGUCGUGUAAUUCGUCUGAGGUUAUCAGAUCGCCGGAAAUUCGUCGACCCAGGGAUAAUUGGUCGGCUCCGGGAAAUGGGUUGUCGUCGGUUUCUUCGAAUACGGUUUCUACUUCGGGAUCAGAGUCUGUUCCGGAACUCAACUUGUUUCUGGAAUUGGUGCCUCUAAGAAUGAGAAAUGAGCUGUAUCGGCAUCAAGAAAUUGGUGAUUUGAUUGAAAUAGUGAUGGAUUUGGGAAGGGUUCCUCUUGCUAGGUUCCCGUCUGGAGAUUGGGUGAUUUCGGAACAGCCCGUGAAGCUAGAAGAUUUACAGCAUGCCAUUUCAAAGGUUGGUGACUUUUCUGAUGACAAUCGAUCUGGUAUUAAUAAUUCUUUGCAUCGCAUAAGUGCUAUUCGAAACCGUAAAAUGCAAAUCAUAGGCCUCACCUGCCGAGUAGGUCGAGCUGUUUCUGGAAGUGCUGAAAUUAUUAGAGACUUGAUUGAAGGAGGUGGUUCCAUCUUGGUUAUAGGACCUCCUGGAGUUGGCAAGACAACCUUGAUCAGAGAAAUCGCCAGAAUGCUUGCAGAUGAGCGGAAGAAAAGAGUGGUUAUUAUAGACACAUCGAAUGAGAUUGGAGGCGAUGGAGAUGUUCCUCAUUCUGGAAUAGGCCGUGCGAGAAGGAUGCAAGUUCCAAAUGUCAAUAUGCAGCACAAUGUGAUGAUUGAAGCUGUUGAAAAUCAUACCCCCCAAACCAUUAUAAUUGAUGAAAUUGGAACAGAGCUUGAAGCAUUGGCAGCUAGUACAAUAUCACAGAGAGGAGUUCAACUAGUUGGAACUGCACAUGGGAUGACUAUAGAUAAUAUAAUGAAAAAUCCCUCUCUUCAGAUUCUUGUAGGAGGCAUAGAGAGUGUCACCCUUGGAGACGAGGAGGCGAGAAAAAGGAAGGUACAGAAAACAAUUCUUGAGAGGAAAGGGCCUCCGACAUUUACAUGUGCUGUUGAAAUGAUAUCUAGAACUGAAUGUCGUGUUCAUCACAGAUUAGACGCAACAGUUGAUGCUUUGCUUAAAGGAAAAUCCCCUCUGUUUGAAAUUCGUCACAUGGAUGCUGAAGCUAAUAAUAAGUAUUUGGAAUUUACUUCAACACCGGAACUUAGUCGUCUAGAGUCUGGCUUGCUUAACGACGUAAAAGGACUGGAAACAGAAUCUGAUGAUGAAGAUUUUUCUGGUUCUAUAGAAACAAGCUCUAAUGCAGAGCGCAAGAGAAGCUCCCCUGUGUAUGUCUACACUUACAAGAUCCUGGAAGCUGAGUUACAACAGGUAGCAGCAGUGAUGGGACUAGAGGAUGAAAUUUUUGUCACGGAAGACAUUGGCCUGGCUGAUGCCCUUCUAGCAACUAGUUCUGAACUGAAACAGAAUCCUUGGAUCCGCAGUGUAGCAAAAUUUCAAAAGUUGCCUGUAUUUGUUAUUAAGUCAAGUAACAUGGCACAAAUGGUCAAGGCUAUCCGCAUGAUUUUGGAGAAGUUUUCCUUUGUUGCCAAAUCUAAGAAACCGGUAAAGGGUUCUCCUGACUUUGAAAUUGAAGAUGAUGCACCAAAAAGGAAACCAUCACUGGAGGAGAUUGAUGCCUUGGAGGAGGUACGUCUUGCGAUUGAGUAUAUUGUUAUUCCCGGAGGUGAGCCCGUAGAACUUCUUCCGAGACGUUCUGAGAUUUUUGCCCUACAACUUGAGCUUGUCGAGAGCUAUCAGCUAGCAGUGGAGAAUACAGGUACUGAGAUGAAUCCAAGAAUGCAGAUCCUUCCUCACAAGUUAAACAAAAGAACUUCCGCAAAUAACUCUAAACGCAGCGCAAGUCUGCAAGAAGGUUUUAGCAUUCAAGCAGUCCCUAACAAAGGUGUUGGAACUAGUGUUCCCCAGCUACCCCUUCUGCCUGAAUAAUUUCAUCAACCAUUACAAACUUCUUCAACAUUUGGUUGAAGCAUUUCUUACUAAAUGUACAGUCUUGUAAAUUGUAUAUUAUGUAUAUACAACACUGCUGUAUUUGUCUAUUUAUUGUAAUCCCACGAGCUCUCUUGAGCUUCUUGUCUUGUGAAUAUAUUUAAGUUCAUAGUUGAAGUUUCGACGCAGUA